This is a messenger RNA of Odobenus rosmarus divergens (Pacific walrus), 1076 nucleotides long. It is a transcript of the gene EIF1AX, whose product is annotated as eukaryotic translation initiation factor 1A, X-linked. The coding region runs from base 264 to 698 and encodes 144 amino acids. The transcript has 7 exons. Gene Ontology annotation, biological process: translational initiation. The record is from RefSeq and is a predicted model, not a curated record. Gene Ontology annotation, cellular component: cytoplasm. Gene Ontology annotation, molecular function: RNA binding; translation initiation factor activity. NCBI's taxonomy places the organism in Eukaryota, Metazoa, Chordata, Mammalia, Carnivora, Odobenidae.
GGGCCAGCCGGCGUUGGGAGGCGGGGAAAAGCGACGCAAGCAGCCGCGACGCCAUUUGCUGCAGCUGAGCGUGGGCGCAGGCGGAUCUCGGAAGAACUCGGUAGCAAGACUCUCCCGCGCACGCGAGCCGGCCUCUCUUACCUGCUUGGUACCGCGAGGUCCCACGCGUCGCCCCUGGGGCCCCUCCGAGGAGUCGCCGCUCCCGCCGCCGCAGCCAACCCCAGGAUAGAAGUCGGAAACGCCGGGAGGCUUCCGUCACCGCCAUGCCCAAGAAUAAAGGUAAAGGAGGUAAAAAUCGACGCAGAGGUAAGAAUGAGAAUGAAUCUGAAAAAAGAGAGCUGGUGUUCAAAGAAGAUGGACAAGAGUAUGCUCAAGUAAUCAAAAUGUUGGGAAAUGGACGAUUAGAAGCGAUGUGUUUUGAUGGUGUAAAGAGGUUAUGUCACAUCAGAGGGAAAUUGAGAAAAAAGGUUUGGAUAAAUACUUCAGACAUUAUAUUGGUUGGUCUCCGAGACUACCAGGAUAAUAAAGCCGAUGUAAUUUUAAAAUACAAUGCAGAUGAAGCUAGGAGUCUGAAGGCAUAUGGCGAGCUUCCAGAGCAUGCUAAAAUCAAUGAAACUGAUACAUUUGGUCCUGGAGAUGAUGAUGAAAUUCAGUUUGAUGACAUUGGAGAUGAUGAUGAAGACAUCGAUGAUAUCUAAAUUGAAUUCAACAUUUUACAUUCCAAUUUCUCUGAGGAUUGUUCCAACAAUUUGGAUUUUGGCUGUGACCUGUUAAAGAAGAUUAAAAUUUCAUUAGCAUGAGUGCAAUUUGUUAAAGCAGACUGAUUUGUUUCUAAGGUAUUUCUUUAACAACUGGUAAUCCUGAAUUCUCUUAAGUGAAAAGUUAAACCCCCUUUGUUCUUUUGAUGUAUUGGAGCUUAUGGGUAAAAGACCACAUCUAUUUUUAAAAAGAGGGGAGAAAUGCAUUACUAUCUUUCCUACUUUGACCCCUUCCCGUAAGUAAAUGAAUGUUCCGAAUAAACCAUUUGCCCUGCACUCAUUAUGGAUUAUGAUUAAGCCCUAACUUUGACUAGCCUG